Enterobius vermicularis (human pinworm) is the source of this 1272-nucleotide messenger RNA. Lineage: Eukaryota; Metazoa; Nematoda; Chromadorea; Rhabditida; Oxyuridae. The record is from the annotation of a GenBank genome assembly.
AUGGAGGAUUUCGCUAAAAAUUACCUUAAAUUGUCAGGUGGUAAAAAGCAGUUGGGGAGAAGGAUGAUUGUAAUAGAUGGGCUAAACGUGCUUUAUAGCACGACAGGUUAUUGCAGCGGAUCAAAAAAGAAACGCAGGCCCAGGCCCGACCUAGAGUUCAUCUACUUGUUGCCUUUGGUGCGCUUUUUCGUUAGACGAGGACACCCAGUAAAUAUCGUGGUCAAGUAUACCCCAUUAAGAUGGAAGGAGACCAAUUCCUCUAUUUGGAAGGAUUUGGAAAAGUAUCAGUUGUUCACAGAGGUACCGCCAGUAGUAAACGACGAUAUCGUUGCCCUAAACAUUGCUCGAGAUAACUGUGGAACUAUUGUAUCUCGUGACAGGUUUCGCGAUCAUGUAGCUUUAUCACCAAGCUUACAUAAUAUUGCAAGCCGCCGACUAAUAUUGUCUUGCGAGUUGUGCGAAGGGGUUUAUAUCAGCAGAUAUGGAGACCCUUUUUACAAAGCUAUUUUCGAAGCAGAGUCGAUGUUGGAGCCAGAACAGAUGUUUUCAUGCCCUGGAGACGGUGACUAUGAGGUUGUGUGCCAAAGUCGAUGGUCACGUCAGAAAUCUACAGAAAUAUUAGCGGCUAUUAACUUAGUUCUCUAUCGGUACACUAAUGAUAGCAAGAUUUUUUCUUUAAUAUCUGCCAAUGAAAUACUCUAUCAAGAAGACACAGUUUGGCGCUUUGGCGCUCCUGAGGAAGGAAGUUGCCAAACUACUGAAAGUGAUAAACAGACUGCUGAGGAAAGAGAAAAAGAAGUUUCAGAGGACUGCUCAGAAACUGAAACUCAUUGGGCUUCAGAAACCAGUGCAGGUUUAUCGCGUAAAGCAACACUGAAUCAUAUUGAGCAGCAUACUUUCUCUAACUCUGGCGAGUUGCUGGUUGCCACUGCAAGUAGGAGUGCAAAGAGCUUCGAGGGAAAUGUCUGCUGUGAAACCGAUUUAUUAGCUGGAAAUUUUCAAAGUUGCCGGUUGUAUGAUUCUGAGCGGGGUGGUUAUUUGAUGAAAGCUGGAGGCUGCUCGAGUAAAGCAUCGAAUUCCAAUACGUCAAUCGGUACUCCUGCAUCAGCUUUAUUCAGAGGCCAGCCAAAUGCGAAGGAGAAAGAAUAUUUAUACACUACGAUGAGAGAUAAACUGGAACUAGACCCAGACAUCGCAUAUGGGAUAUUAUGUGGUGCAAAAGCUUUGAAUUUAGACUACCUUUUGGGCGAGUAUUUCACAAUCGUGAAAUAA